Messenger RNA from Mastomys coucha (southern multimammate mouse), 150 nucleotides. RefSeq names its product 60S ribosomal protein L39-like. The annotation marks the transcript as partial. Lineage: Eukaryota; Metazoa; Chordata; Mammalia; Rodentia; Muridae. The record is from RefSeq and is a predicted model, not a curated record. Gene Ontology annotation, biological process: translation. Gene Ontology annotation, cellular component: cytosolic large ribosomal subunit; ribosome. Gene Ontology annotation, molecular function: structural constituent of ribosome. The transcript has a single exon.
UCUCACAAGACUUUCAAAUUCAAGCGAUUCCUGGCCCAGAAACAAAAGCAAAAGCUUCCUAUUCCUCAAUGGAUUCAGAUGAAAACUGGUAAGAAAAUUGGGUACAACUCUAAGAGAAGAUACUGUAGAAGAAUGAAGCUGGGUCUGUAA